Molecule: messenger RNA, 940 nt
Organism: Drosophila subpulchrella
Lineage: Eukaryota; Metazoa; Arthropoda; Insecta; Diptera; Drosophilidae
Product: stromal cell-derived factor 2
Exons: 2
Coding region: 135-785 (216 amino acids)
Source: RefSeq, a predicted model, not a curated record
CAGAUGGUCACACCACCCCUGUCACCAAAAACCGAAUUGUUUGCGUGUUCAACGCGAAUUUUAAUCGUGAUUGCCGGCACAGCUUGGCUGACUUAAAUACCCAGAACGGGAUAAGAUAACUAGGGCAGGACGAGAUGCAGCACGGACUACUCCUCGCGGGACUUGCGCUGGUCAGCAGCCUUUCCAGCGGUGCCGCCACGGACUCCAACGUGGUCACCUGCGGCUCCAUCCUGAAGCUCCUCAACUCGGAUUACUCCUUCCGCCUGCACUCCCAUGACGUAAAGUACGGAUCCGGAUCCGGCCAGCAGUCGGUGACGGGAGUGGAGCAGAAGGAGGACGUAAACAGCCACUGGGUGGUCAAGGCCCAGACCGGCGAGCUGUGCGAACGAGGCGAGCCCAUCGCCUGCGGAUCCACCGUGCGACUAGAGCACCUGACCACCAAGAAGAACCUCCACUCGCAUCACUUCUCGUCACCGCUCUCUGGCGAGCAGGAGGUUUCCGCCUACGGAACCGACGGCCUCGGGGACACCGGCGACCACUGGGAGGUGGUCUGCUCCAACGACAGCUGGAUGCGGAAUGCCCACAUUAGACUGCGCCACAUCGACACCGGCAUGUACCUGGGCAUGUCCGGACGCUCCUACGGCAGACCCAUCUCCGGCCAAAUGGAGAUCGUGGGCGUGCACAAGCCGCAGCACGGAACGCGCUGGACCACGGCGGAGGGCCUCUUCAUCGUGCCCAAGGAGAAGAGUUCCACGCACGAGGAGUACGCCCACUCGGAGCUGUAGUGGAGAUAAGGCACCUCGACUACUCUGUACUACUAUUAGUUCUUUAACUUAUAAUUUAGUUGAAUUUGUAUGUAAAGCCAUUGCAUGGCGAGUUCAUUUUAUAUUAGACCCUCAAGGCAAACCAACAAAUUAAAAUUAUUUAAAUUCAGGGAAAA